Messenger RNA from Priceomyces carsonii, 1953 nucleotides. RefSeq names its product protein kinase activating protein. The coding region runs from base 1 to 1953 and encodes 650 amino acids. Gene Ontology annotation, biological process: DNA replication initiation; mitotic DNA replication checkpoint signaling; mitotic G2 DNA damage checkpoint signaling. The record is from RefSeq and is a predicted model, not a curated record. Lineage: Eukaryota; Fungi; Ascomycota; Pichiomycetes; Serinales; Debaryomycetaceae. The transcript has a single exon.
AUGCCAAUGUCUGAUGGUAAGCCAUUCAGGGGAUUAGCAUUCUGCUGUACUGGGAUACCCUCUAAGGAGAGAGAAGAAAUCGCGGAAAAGACAGUAAGGUUAGGCGGAAAACAUUACAGUGAUUUAAUGAGUGAUGUUCACUAUCUUUUAGUAGGUAAUAGAGACACGGAUAAGUACACGUAUUGUAUUCGAAAUCGACAUGACAUCAAAUUUCUUCGCCUGGAUGCAAUUCAUGAAAUGUACGACAAGUGGAUACGGGGAGAGGAUGUGGUAAUAAGUAAUUUCAGAUUACCCAUUUUCGAUGACAUGACAAUAUGUCUUUCGAGAUUUGAUACGGAUGGAUUUUCAGAUCUCUUCAAGGCAGAACAUAGAAAAUUCUCUGAUUACGCGACCUUCUUUGACUUGAAUAACCUAGCAAAGUUGAUUACUCAAGAAGGGGGCAAAAUCACGGAGUCUUUAACAACAUCACAUACAUGCAUAGUUACCUCAGAAGAGAAAGGUAAACGAUUUUUAAAAGCUAAUGAAUGGAGAAUACCAGUAGUCCAUCCAAUAUGGAUAUUUGACUCGAUUUUGAGGGGAGCUGGAUUAAGCUUUGAUGACUAUUUCUUGGAUUCAAAAUGUUUCAAUGGCUGUAAUGUUUGGAGCAAAUUGAUUGGAACUAAGGACCAAGACUUUAAGGAAGAUAAAAAUAUAGACAAAUCCCGAAUUAAGUUACGCCACACAACGGAUAUUUGGAACUCCAUUAUGGGUCAGGCCAAAGGUCGCUCGAAUUUUCUAACAAAAGAUUCAGCAUGGGAAGAACUAAUAGAGGAAGAAGAUAAAACUACAUUAAACGAAACACAUGAAGCUACCAAUGAGGUGAAAAAGGGGUUGUUCCUGAAUCAAACUUUUUUAUUAGUUGGAUUUACUGAUGCGCAAGUUUCAUUGAUCUCUAGGGUAGUUGAGAGCAAUAAUGGCGAAGUUACUUCAGAACUUACUCAUCGAAAUAUUUCAUAUAUAGCGAUUCCUGCGGAAAAGGGACUGCAGUCGUCGCAUAUGUUGAGAAUACUCCCACCAUCUAUUAAAGAGAGAGUGACGAAAGGUUCUUUAAAAGUGGUGACAGAAUGGUUCAUUGAAAGAUCAAUCUUUUAUAACAGAAUUGUGUUAGACUCUUGGUGCUUUCCACUAAGUGGUAUUGUUAAAACAGCUCGAAGGUUUAAAGUAUGUAUUAGUGGUUUCACUGGCAUAGAACUAUUACAUGUCGAAAAGUUGGUCAAAUAUAUGGGACUCACCUAUUGUGACACUCUAACAAGCAGUCGAGACCUUUUGGUCGUCAAUAUUAAUGUCUUUAAGCUGUCGCUUGUAAAGAAUUCGCCUAUUUUGUUCGAGUAUAAAUUCAAUGAUAUCAUUAGCUGUCCAGUAUAUAAGUCGGGUGUUUCGUCCGUCUCGACACUAGCUACGAAGAAUAAAGUAAAUGCGGCUAAGCAAUGGAAAAUUCCAGUAGUGUCCAUAGCCUUUUUAUGGGAAGCAUUACAACUUUCUAUUGGAAAGACUGAUUUGCAAAUUCCCCGCGUGAUGGAUUACGCAUGGUGUUUAUACGCACCUGUUGGCCAUAGUAAGGAGUUCUCGCUAGCAGAGUUCGCCGAGCGCCAGCAGACUAUCACAGAACCUUUGACACCAAAGAAGCGACCGCGGGACGAAAAUGUGAAGGUGACAUUACCUUCCCCUAGAAAUGGAAACAAGAAACACAAAUAUGGGCGAUUGUCAGGUAAUCCGUCCCCAAAAUCUCUCACAGCAGAUCUUCAUGAUGCUCAACUGAACAUUGAAGCUGAUGUUACUAAUCCGGAUGAACAAGAACCUCUAACUCAGGUUAAAUAUGGGCAAGUAGAGCCAGAUGGGAAUGAUCUGUUAAUUCAAAAGCUUACAUCUGAACAACAGCAACUGAAUAGCAGGCGUCUAAGGCGUAGGCGUUAA